GUCCAGGAAGUAAAAUGGCUGCAGGUGGAAUGGAAGACACAAGACAGAGUCAUGAUUACCUGAAAGCAGGGCGGAGCCACAAAGCGGAUGUGGUUGACCUGCCGAUGGAAGAUGACAGAUAUAAGAAGCUGCCAAUAGGAGCACAUGGGGCAGGUUCAGACAUGAUUUACACCAUUGAAGACGUCCCACCCUGGUACCUGUGUAUUCUACUGGGACUACAGCAUUACCUGACAUGCUUCAGUGGCACUGUGGCAGUGCCGUUUCUUCUGGCCGAGGCGAUGUGCGUCGGUCGAGACCAGAACACCAUCAGUCAGCUGGUCGGGACCAUUUUCACCACCGUCGGAAUCACAACGCUGAUCCAGACCACCGUGGGAGUCAGACUUCCUCUGUAGGCGAGUGCGUUUGCAUUCCUGAUUCCUGCUCAGGCGAUUUUCAGUCUGGACCGUUGGAAGUGUCCCCCGGAGGAAGAGAUUUAUGGGAACUGGAGUCUUCCACUCAACACAUCACACGUGUGGCAGCCACGCAUCAGAGAGAUCCAGGGUGCCAUCAUGGUGUCCAGUGUUCUGGAGCUUCUGAUUGGUCUGUUCGGGUUACCUGGUUUGCUGCUGGACUACAUCGGUCCCCUCACCAUCACUCCGACUGUCUCACUGAUCGGCCUGUCUGUCUUCACCACCGCUGGAGACAGAGCCGGGUCCCACUGGGGCCUGUCAGCACUGUGUAUUUUCCUCAUUGUGCUGUUUGCUCAGUACCUGAGAGCGACAUCACUUCCUGUUCCUGUUUACAGCAGCAGGAAGAAAGGACUGACCUUCACCAAAGUCCAGAUCUUCAAAAUGUUUCCUAUAAUUCUCGCCAUCAUGGUCGUCUGGCUCGUUUGCUACGUUCUCACUCUGACCAACUUGUUGCCGAGCGACCCAGAUCGGUACGGACACAAGGCUCGGACGGAUGCCCGUGGUGACAUCAUGGCGUCAUCACCCUGGUUCAGAGUCCCCUACCCCUGCCAGUGGGGGUUGCCGGUAGUAACGGUUGCUGGGGUGUUGGGGAUGCUGAGCGCCACCAUGGCUGGCAUCGUGGAGUCGAUCGGCGAUUAUUACGCCUGCGCUCGUCUGUCUGGAGCCACGCCCCCUCCGGUCCAUGCCAUCAACAGGGGGAUCUUCACCGAGGGCGUCUGUUGCAUCAUCGCUGGUCUUUUAGGGACAGGAAAUGGCUCUACCUCCUCUAGUCCAAACAUCGGCGUUCUGGGCAUCACCAAGGUGGGCAGCCGGCGGGUGGUGCAGUACGGAGCAGGAAUCAUGUUAAUUUUGGGAUCCAUCGGGAAGUUCACGGCUCUGUUUGCCUCAUUGCCCGAUCCGAUCCUCGGAGGAAUGUUCUGCACGCUGUUCGGUAUGAUCACAGCUGUCGGUCUGUCUAACCUGCAGCUGGUGGAUUUGAACUCAUCCAGAAAUCUUUUUGUUCUCGGGUUUUCAAUGUUCUUCGGUCUGACUCUGCCAGCAUACCUAGACGAACACCCGGACUCCAUCAGCACAGGUCUGACUGAGCUGGAUCAGAUCCUGACGGUUCUUCUGUCCACUGAGAUGUUUGUUGGAGGUUUUCUGGCUUUUUGUCUUGACAACACAAUAGCAGGUUCCAAACAGGAGCGAGGUUUAGUAGAAUGGAGGUCUUCGUCGUCGUCGUCCUCCUCCUCCUCCUCCUAUGACCUCCCUCUGGGGAUGGGUGUGGUCAGACGGACUCGCUGGCUCAGACGGUUUCCCAUCAGCCCCUCCUUCAGAGGUUUUCAGGCAUCUGAUGAUUCGCCUCCAGCCAGCGAGGAGGAGGAGGGAGAUGCUGACAUCAACCUGCCGGGUACCAAGGUGUGACCGUCACGUCAUCAUAGACAUUAACUGAGUGUCAAACCUGUGAUGUGACUGACGGAGGCGUUCCUCCCUCAUGAAGGCGCCAGAGACUGUUAGAACUGGGAAAAGAAACUGUCGAAAGAACAGAAAAAUAUGCAGAUUUUAUUUAAAGAAAUGACCAAAAACUUUUUUCAAAAACAUCCCCAAAAAAUUUGAAAGAAAGAAGAAUCACUAAUGCUUAAGACAUAGCUAACAUUUUUCAAAGAACAAAAUAUCCCCCAAAACGUUUUAAAGUAAAAAAAAACAAAAAAAAUC
Plectropomus leopardus (leopard coralgrouper) is the source of this 2144-nucleotide messenger RNA. It is a transcript of the gene slc23a1, whose product is annotated as solute carrier family 23 member 1. Gene Ontology annotation, cellular component: membrane. Gene Ontology annotation, molecular function: transmembrane transporter activity. Gene Ontology annotation, biological process: transmembrane transport. The record is from RefSeq and is a predicted model, not a curated record. NCBI's taxonomy places the organism in Eukaryota, Metazoa, Chordata, Actinopteri, Perciformes, Serranidae.